Messenger RNA from Sorex fumeus (smoky shrew), 4635 nucleotides. It is a transcript of the gene GOPC, whose product is annotated as golgi associated PDZ and coiled-coil motif containing. Gene Ontology annotation, cellular component: membrane; Golgi apparatus; trans-Golgi network transport vesicle. The coding region runs from base 244 to 1626 and encodes 460 amino acids. The record is from RefSeq and is a predicted model, not a curated record. The transcript has 9 exons. NCBI's taxonomy places the organism in Eukaryota, Metazoa, Chordata, Mammalia, Eulipotyphla, Soricidae. Gene Ontology annotation, molecular function: transmembrane transporter binding. Gene Ontology annotation, biological process: negative regulation of protein localization to cell surface.
CAUGCGCAGCGGGGGCGGGCCGCGAGGUGGGAUGGCCGUGUCUUCCGUGUGCCAGCGCUGCCGCCUCAGCCGCGCUGCUCCUGCCGCUGGGUUCUUGCAUUGCCGGCGUUAGCCGCGCGAGGGGAAAGGAGGGCACCGUCCGAGCGUGCGUGCGCGGGGUCCCCGCAGUUCCAGCAGUUCUUCUCGCGCCUGCUGGGCGGUGCGGGGGGUCAGCAGCAGUCGAGGGAGGCCCUAGACGGCGCCAUGUCGGCGGGCGGCCCGUGCCCGGCAGGAGCCGGAGGGGGCCCCGGGGGUGCCUCCUGCGCGGUGGGGGUCUCCCCCGGCGGGGUCUCCAUGUUCCGGUGGUUGGAGGUGCUGGAGAAGGAGUUCGACAAGGCCUUUGUCGAUGUGGAUCUGCUCCUGGGCGAGAUCGAUCCGGAUCAGGCGGACAUCACUUACGAGGGGCGGCAGAAGAUGACCAGCCUGAGCUCCUGCUUUGCGCAGCUCUGCCACAAAGCCCAGACCGUGUCCCAAAUCAACCACAAGCUAGAGGCACAAUUAGUGGAUCUGAAAUCAGAACUUACAGAAACCCAAGCAGAGAAAGUUGUACUGGAGAAAGAAGUACAUGAUCAGCUUUUACAGUUGCACUCUAUUCAGCUUCAGCUUCAUGCCAAAACUGGUCAAAGUGUUGACUCUGGUGCCAUUAAGGCAAAACUGUCUGUCCCCUCUGUGGAGGAACUGGAGCAAGAGCUUGAAGCAAACAAAAAAGAGAAAAUGAAAGAAACACAACUUGAAGCUGAAGUCAAGUUACUGAGAAAAGAGAACGAAGCCCUUCGUAGACAUAUAGCUGUUCUCCAGGCUGAAGUUUAUGGGGCAAGACUUGCUGCCAAAUAUUUGGACAAAGAACUGGCAGGAAGAGUUCAGCAAAUACAGUUACUAGGACGAGAUAUGAAGGGACCUGCUCAUGACAAACUUUGGAACCAGUUGGAAGCUGAAAUACAUUUGCAUCGUCACAAAACUGUUAUCAGAGCCUGCAGAGGACGUAAUGACCUAAAACGGCCAAUGCAAGCACCACCAGGCCAUGAUCAAGACUCUUUAAAGAAAAGUCAAGGUGUUGGCCCAAUUAGAAAAGUUCUCCUCCUCAAGGAAGACCAUGAAGGCCUUGGCAUUUCAAUUACAGGUGGGAAAGAGCAUGGUGUUCCAAUCCUUAUUUCUGAGAUUCACCCAGGACAGCCUGCUGAUAGAUGUGGGGGGCUACAUGUUGGAGAUGCUAUUUUGGCCGUUAAUGGAGUUAACCUAAGGGACACAAAGCACAAAGAAGCUGUAACUAUUCUUUCUCAGCAGAGGGGAGAGAUUGAGUUUGAAGUAGUAUAUGUGGCUCCCGAAGUGGAUUCCGAUGAUGAAAAUGUCGAGUAUGAAGAUGAGAGUGGACAUCGCUACCGUUUGUACCUUGAUGAAUUAGAGGGAGGUAGUAAUCCUGGUACUAGUUGCAAAGACACAAGUGGGGAAAUCAAAGUGCUACAAGGAUUUAAUAAGAAGACAAUAACUGAUGGACAUGAAAACGGAGACCUAGGUGAAACUCCACUAGAAGACAGUGCUUCUAAGUUAGACGAUCUGCACAAUCUCUAUCAUAAAAAAUCCUAUUAAAUUGACUGUCUCCAGACAAGAUUGCUAAUAAGACUAUUCUGAAUUUGGGGCACUAGGGAAGUCAGUGACAGAGACUGUAUACAUAUAUCAAGGGAGGCUGUUUAUUGCCUAAAUGAAAGGCGGGUACCUCAGGGCUUUGUGAGAACAAUUCUAAAAAAUGCAUAAAACUUCCUGAUUUCUGUGGUAUACCCUAAUUAGCUGUUGCAUGUAAAAUGAUUUUGCUUUUCUUAAAAUUGUAAAAGCACCAAAGCAUGUGUUUCCCACAGGGAUGUUACUAAGCUCUUAAAUACCAUAUGAAGCACCACUGUUUAAAUUUGGUUCCUUUUUCAUUUAAGUAGGACAGUGUUAACUGGAGUUUUAUAAGAUAGCCUUUAAAUGCAAGAGAAUAAAUGGAUUCAUGUUACAUAUACCAAAAUGUUAAGUGUGGUGUUUCAAAGGACAGAAUUUUCCUGAAUUGCAGAAAUGCAGGCUUAAUUUUUUUUUAAACUGAAAGAAUGAUUUUAGGGGUUUUUUUUGUUUUCUUUUUUUACAUUUUUAUUGUGCAUCCCAAUAUCUAAAUCAGUCCUUAAUGGCCAUUAUAAUGAGUUUGCCUUUCAACUUUAUUCAAUGCAGUAUAAAAUUGUUUUCUUUAAGAAGUCCUUAAUCAAUGCUGCACUAGAAAUAGUUUCUGAGAAGUUACUGUACUUUGUACUUCCUGGUUUUUAAAAGAAAUGCAGAUGUGAGUGUAAAAUAUCUGUUCUGAAUUAUGUUGAUCUGUGUGCAUGGUAUUGGAACAUUAUAUUAUUAGUGUUUAGUUGUCUCAAGUACAUUUUUUCAGGGAUCCAAGAAAAGAUAUUUUGAGUUCAUAAAGUUUGUCUUGUAGUAAUCCUGGCACUUCAAGGUAAAUAUUUUUGGCAGAAAAAGCUCAAAUUUGUGACUAUCACAAAAUACAUGGCAUUCAAACAGCAAUUUUCUGUCAAAGUAAAUGAUUUGGCAGACUUUGUAGAGCUGAGGCACAAGUGGACCAGAUGAGUUAGUUGAAGACAUUUUAAUACAAUAAUUGGUUUGGGUGACUUUUCAUGAUAGUGUUUGUUUGAAAGGUUUUGAAAUGUGUUAAUUUGCCAGAAUCACUGUUUCAAAGGAUAUAUCAUAGAUUGAAGGGAAUAUUAAAUGGGGAAAGCAGAAAUGACUUUUAGAAUAUUAUGGUUAUCUUCAUUUUUAAUAUACAGAUGCUAUGUGAUAUAAAACAUUUUUUUGUCUUUCUUAGAUGCACUAUAUAUUUGUUGAUAGGUAAAUCUGUAAAAUGUAUAUACUUUAUUUGGUGGUUUUGUUAUUUAUAAAUUUUGUGUCUUAACUAUCGCUUGUUUAUAGUUUAUUUUGGGUGUUUUUUUUUUUAUAUGUGUAUCACCACAUUAGUUUGUAAUGGAAAUGCACUUCAUAGCGUAUAUUGUUAUUGAUAUUGAAAAACCUUGUAGUAUUGUGUUGCUUCUAAGCAAAGCAAGUGUUUGAUUGUACAACUGAAUUAGCAAGCUAAUUACUGUUCCUGACAGGCUAGGCCUUAAAAAAAAAAGAAUUCUUUUCCGUAUGCAUUUUUUGUUUUAAAUAUAUACCUUCAGCCAUGACAUAAAAUUCGCAAACUGGAUCUUAGCCAGCAUAUGCAUUUGGGAAAAAAUUGAGUUUAGAAAAUAUUUCAUUGUAGGAUAUCUGAACACUAUUUUUGUUGUGACUUAAAAUUGAAAUUCUUUUUUUUUUUUUAACACCACCUGGAAUGGAAUGAACAAGGCAUUACUAUUAUUUUUUUAAUCAAAGAAAAUAUUCUCUAAUUACUAUGACUGAAUCUUUAGAAAAUAUUGUUUAAAACCUUUUUAUCUUCUGGGCCUGAGCAUUAAUACAGUGGGUAGGGUGUUUGCCUUUCACACAAACACAGCUGACCCCUGUUCAAGGGUUUGACCCCUGGCACCUCAUAUGAUUCCCAGAGCACUGCCAGCAAUGUUUCCUGGGUGCAGAGCCAGGAGUCAGUAUUGAAUACAGCUAGGUGUGACCCCCAAGACAACAAAAAAAGCCUUUUGAUUUUCAAGAACUGCGUAAUAAAGUCUAUAAAGAAUUUUUUAGAACCUUUAAUUGGCUUUUUGUGUAAUAUGAAAGAUAAAUGGUUAUGAUACAAAUCUCCUUCGAGGGCUCAUAAACAGAAUAAAAUAAACUUCCCAGGUAUAGGUUUUAAAUUGCACACAUCAAUUUCUGUUCUACUCCUUUACUUUGGUCUGCAAGUCUAAUCAAAGCACUGUGUUGCUCAGAUGCUAUGGUGAGCUUCUAGUCAGGAAGCUCCCAGGUAAAGGUUCAUUUUAAAUUAUAUGAUCUUUGAGGUAUGGAUUUGAAAUGAGAAACUUUUCCCAAGGGGCUUAAUGAAAAGAAAUUUUUAUUUUUUCCACAUUUAUAGGAGAAAUAGUAUUCAAAUUUCUAGACCCAGAUUAAAAAGUACUGUUAUCAGCCAUUACAAUUAAUAAGAAAAAACAAAGAUACACAAAUGCAAACAGAAUAGCUGAGAAGAAAUUCAUAAGUGUGAUGAUUCAGUGUAUGGAUUUUCAUUUCUAAAAUUCCCUUCUGCAUUAACUAACAUUUGAAUAUGACAGAAAAGCAAUACAUGGAUUAUUUGAGACUUGUUAAAAGAGAUUUAACAGAGACGAAAAUUCUGUGAGUCUUGUCCUUAUGAAUGAACACUUGUGAAAGUUAGCAAUUUGUCCUUGGUGCUGUUUUUAAUCUCUCAUAUUGACCCUUUUAUUUUUUCAUGUUAGAAGCAAAAUUAUUGAUUCAUUUUGAGGUUGCACAUUAUUUGACUUCAUUAUUAUGUAAUCAAUUUUUCCACCUAUCCAGUCCUCCACUUAAAGUCAGCUACAAAUUUGUAGGAUUUAUGACAUAUAUAUCUAGUUGAGUUUAAUAUUUUUAUUAGCCUGUAAAUAAUGAUGACAUCUUCUACAUUAAAAAAAGUAUUGAUCUUGGGUUUUUUAAAAAAUAAACAGUUUGUUUCAUUCA